Molecule: messenger RNA, 3950 nt
Organism: Cyclopterus lumpus (lumpfish)
Lineage: Eukaryota; Metazoa; Chordata; Actinopteri; Perciformes; Cyclopteridae
Gene: iars2
Product: isoleucyl-tRNA synthetase 2, mitochondrial
Exons: 24
Coding region: 154-3267 (1037 amino acids)
Biological process (GO): isoleucyl-tRNA aminoacylation
Cellular component (GO): cytosol
Molecular function (GO): tRNA binding; isoleucine-tRNA ligase activity; aminoacyl-tRNA deacylase activity
Source: RefSeq, a predicted model, not a curated record
CGUAGUUGUCCUCGCUUCAAUUUCUUCCGGAAGAAACAAAGCAUUGCGCAAAGGGCGGAAUGUAACACCGCCGUAACUCCACACUGUCACAACUCAGAAACAAGCAAACAGGCUUCACUUUUCUGUCAUUUUCCUUGUCCACGGAGCUGCUUCAUGCUGCUGUGCCGGGUUUCGGCAGUAAGCCAGACACUCACGAGAUGGGGACGGAGGUCACACCGGGGAGGCGGCCUCCUCCACCGGGCUCUCUCCUUCAGCUCCAGCCGCUGUCAUGUUGUAAGCCCAGGCGAAGUCAGCGCUAAGCCCGCAGAGGCAGGCUCUGCUCCGGGGCUGUACCGAGACACGGUGCUCCUCCCGCGGUCCGAGUUCCCAAUGAGACUGACUGGACAGAAGCUGUUGGACCGAGAACUCCAGAUCCAGCAGGAGUGCGGCUUUGCAGAUUUGUACUCCUGGCAAAGAGAGAGGAAGGCCAAGAAGGAGUUCUGCCUCCACGAUGGACCCCCGUAUGCCAACGGAGACCCACAUGUAGGACAUGCACUCAACAAGAUCCUGAAAGAUAUCCGAAACCGCUUUGAGAUGCUGCGGGGGCGGCAGGUCCACUACAUCCCCGGAUGGGACUGCCACGGCUUGCCCAUCGAACUGAAGGCUCUGGGGGAGUUGGGGACCAGCGGCCUGAGCCCCAUGCAGAUCAGACAGAAAGCGCGGCAGUUUGCGGAGGGGGCCAUAGCUCGCCAGAAGGCUGCCUUCCAGCGCUGGGGGUUGAUGGCGGACUGGGACCAGUGCUACUACACGUAUGAUGGGGCCUACGAGGCCGCUCAGCUGAAAGUCUUCCAAGAGAUGCACGGCAAGGGGUUCAUCUACCAGGACUACAAGCCAGUCUUCUGGUCCCCCUCAUCAAGAACGGCCCUGGCUGAGGCCGAGUUGGAGUACAACCCUGAGCAUGUGAGCAGAGCCAUCUACGCCACAUUCCCCCUGAGCACACUGCCACCUGAGAUGGCCUCAGAGGCAGGAUUAGAGAGUGGUGUCUCUGUGUUGGUGUGGACCACCCAGCCCUGGACCAUUCCUGCCAACCAGGCCGUCUGCUACAUGCCCAACGCCCAGUACUCGGUGGUGAAGAGGGCGGACAACUCUCAGCUGCUGUUGGUGGCCACUGAGCGCACAGCCAGCGUGGCAGCACUGCUGGCCACAGAGCUGGAGAGCAUAGGCACCUUCACAGGCUCCCAACUUGAGGGCGGGAUCUGCAAACAUCCAACAAUUCCUGACAAGGAAGUGCCGCUAUUGCCGGCCAAUCACGUGACUAUGGCGAAAGGCACGGGAUUGGUCCACACGGCGCCAGCUCACGGCAUGGAGGACUACAGUGUGGCGUCGCAGUUCAAACUGCCCGUGGAGUGCAUGGUGGACGAGGACGGCAAGUUCACUGACCUGGCCGGCCCUGAGCUACAGCAUCUGUGUGUGAUGACAGAAGGCACUGACAAAGUGAUCUCCAUGCUGGCGGAGUGCGGCGCUCUGCUGAAGGAGGAGCAGUGCGUCCACAGCUACCCGUACGACUGGAGGACCAAGCAGCCCGUCGUCAUCAGGCCCAGCAAACAGUGGUUUAUCAACACGGCGUCGCUUAAAGACAAGGCCAAGGAGGCACUGCAGAAGGUGCGUGUUUUGCCAGAGUCGGCGAGGGGCAGCCUGCUGACCAUGCUGGACAGACGGACAUACUGGUGCAUCUCCAGACAGCGAAGCUGGGGCGUCCCGAUCCCAGUCUUCUACCACAGAGAGACUGGAGAGGCUCUCAUCAACAAGCACACCGUGUCCCAUCUAGCAGAGCUCUUCAAGGAAAAGGGCAGUGACUGUUGGUGGGAGCUUCCUAUUGAGACGUUGCUGCCAGAUCAAGUGCUCAAGAAUAGUAAAGCCGGUCCAGUGACGGACUACGUUCGUGGAGAAGACGUCUUGGACAUCUGGUUUGACAGCGGAGCUUCUUGGGCUGCUGUUCUAGAAGAGAAGAUGGAGGGAGACGCUGAGGAGCCCGAGUCGCGUCUCAGCUGGCUCCCCGCUCCGCUCCGCAAACCUCUGGCCUCAGAGUCCGACUCCAGGGCAGACGCGUAUGUGGAAGGGAAGGACCAGAUCGGAGGCUGGUUUCAGUCCUCGCUGCUCACCAGCGUCGCCGUCAGGAACAAGGCCCCUUACAAGUCUCUGGUGGUCCAUGGCUUCGCUGUCAGUGAAAAAGGAGAGAAGAUGUCCAAGUCUCUGGGCAACGUAGUGGAUCCCGAUGUAGUUAUUAAUGGAGGGAAGGACCCCAGUGUGCCGGCCUACGGCGCGGACGUGCUGCGUUGGUGGGUGGCGGAGUCCAACGUCUUCUCCGAGGUUCAGAUCGGACCCACGGCGCUCAACUCGGCCAGAGACAGCAUCGGCAAGCUGAGGAACACCCUGAAGUUCCUGCUCGGCAACCUGCAGGGCUUCGACCCGCGUGUGCAGGCCGUGGACCCCAAAGAGAUGCACUACAUCGACCAGUACAUGCUGCACCAGCUCCGCGAGUACAGCAUCAAGGUGACAGACGCCUACAGCGAGUUUGAUGCCGGCAGGGCGAUCCGUGUCCUCCAAGCCUUCAUCACCAGAGAUCUCUCCAGCUUCUAUUUCAGCAUCAUCAAAGACCGGUUGUACUGUGACCCCGAGGACUCGCUGGGCAGAAGAUCAUGCCAGACGGUUUUGGAGGAGAUUCUGGACGGGGUGACCCGAUCCAUAGCGCCCAUCCUGCCACAUCUCGCUGAAGAGGUGUACCUGCACGCUCCAGGACACGACGGAGGGGAGACUCUAUUUAAGAGCGGCUGGAUCAAAAGCAGCUCGGUGUGGCGGCGCCCCGGAUUGGAGGAGGCGGUGGAGGGCGCCUGUGCCAUCAGGGACUCCUUCCUGUCUUCCAUCCCGGGCAAGAAUGCAGCUCAGUACGACCUCACCAUCGCCAUCGAACCCGGUUUGCUGUUUGAGCUCAUGGAGUCCCUCCAAGAGGAAGCCACCUCCACCUCCUCCCAGCUGGCCGAGCUGAUGACGGUGGCGCGGGUCAACCUGGCCAGCGGGCUGCCCCGGGACCUGCCCCCAGAUGCCCCGCUGAGCCACGGCACCUUCCUCAUCAACCUGGAGGGUGGUGUCAUACGAGAGGACAGCGCCUACAGCAUCGCGGCGGUGCCCACCUCUGCCGCCAGGUGCCCGCGGUGCCGCCGCUACACCGCAGACUCGGCGGACUGCCUGUGCCCGCGCUGCCAGACCAUCGUGUCACAGGCUCACUGACUAAAGCCACGCGUCCCGUCGCCGUGACGACCAGUGAACAUCGCCUCGGCCAUUUUUGUUCCCCUGCUCCGGGUGAAGUUCCUCUUGAGGGCUGAACAGAGAGCCGGUUUCAGUCCCCGUCGCCAUCGGCUGUGUUUUCCUUCAUUUUGGCCGCUGCCAGGCAAGAGAACCUGCAGCUUUGGGAAAAGUGUCCUGAAGAGCAGAUAGAAAAGCCUUCUGUCUCAAUGCUCUUCAGGCCUAAAUGUAUUAUGCACUUACAAACCACAAGGCCGAAUGUCCAUGUUGCGUUUUCUUGUUUACCCCGCCCCCGAGCACCAGUGACCUUUUUUCCAAUUGACCCAAUGAGGCGAGGGAUGAAGAUGAAGAUGUCUGCUCACUGUGGAUGAAGAUGAAGAUGUCUGCUCUGUGGAUGAAGAUGAAGAUGUCUGCUCCACACCAUCCGAUAAGAGCACGAGCAAGAUGGCUUCCCGUAUGUUUAGUUGGGAACACUGGUAUCUUCUGAGGAUGCCGUUCACGUGGCUUAUCGGUUGCUUUUUUAAAUGUGUAAAUACGUGGGAAAGGAAAGCAUUAUUGUGAGUGUCACUAUGUGACAACAGUAGAGAAUCUAUAUUGGGUUUGCAGAAGUUCUUGUAAAUGCUUACUUCUCUAUAAUAAAUCUGGUUCCAUGGAAACGUUCCCAUAAA